AUGGUUAACAUUUCCCACAUGAUUGGACUCUUCAUGGCUUCCAUGUCUUCGGUCGUUGGAGCAUACGUUGUUCUUCUUGGUGCCUACUACGGCCUUGAAGGUGACAACUUACCAUCCCCAUCGUUAGUGGUGCAACUCUAUCUAAAAUACAACAUUUCCCGUGUUCGAUUGAAAGUUCCAAACCUCGAUAUUUUAGAAGCGUUUCGUGGCAUAGAAAUCGGCAUCUCUUUUGGUGUCCCCAACGACAUGUUACCAAACAUGGCGACCUACAUUGUGCCCUACGUUGACGAUUACACUAUCAAUUACAUCGUUGUCGGUGACAAGGCCAUCCCCGGCCUCGACGGCAACAUAUUGCCUGUCAUGAAAUCCCUUCAAGAUCUCCUCAACGCUCACUACCUCGGACGAGUGAAACUCACCACAUUAGUUGGUUUCAAAUCAUUGGCUGUCACAAACCCUCCAUCCAGCGGUGCGUUCUACCCAACUAUUGUUGAGAACAUGAGAGGAAUUCUCAAGUUCUUAGGACGACAAGGGUCUCCUUUGAUGGUUAGCCUAAAUAUGUAUAAUCGAUAUGUUUAUGGUGGUAAUAUAAGCUUGGGUUAUGCGACGCUUAGUGAACAAAACUCAUCGGUUCACGAUGGGAUGUUGAGUUAUAAUAACUUGUUUGAUGAAAUGGUGGACGCGUUUUAUGUAGCGAUAGAUAAGGCAAAUGUUAGAGAUGUGGGCAUUGUUGUUGGAGAAACUGGUUGGCCUGCUUGUGGGAAUAAUAACGCUACGUCACCGUUGCUUGCAUCGAAGUACAAUCGGAACUUCAAGAGUCAUAUUAGCUCCAGUAAGGGGACGCCCAAAAAGAAAAAUAUUUAUAUUGAAGGGUUCAUUGGGAGUAUUUUUAAUGAGAAGGAAAAGUCUGGAGAGUCACACUGUUACGGCAUGUUCAACGUUGAUUCUACACCUAUUUACUCGCCUGUAUUUUAA
Messenger RNA from Cucurbita moschata (crookneck pumpkin), 972 nucleotides. Its product is annotated as probable glucan endo-1,3-beta-glucosidase BG5. The coding region runs from base 1 to 972 and encodes 323 amino acids. Gene Ontology annotation, cellular component: plasma membrane. The transcript has a single exon. The record is from RefSeq and is a predicted model, not a curated record. Gene Ontology annotation, biological process: carbohydrate metabolic process. Lineage: Eukaryota; Viridiplantae; Streptophyta; Magnoliopsida; Cucurbitales; Cucurbitaceae. Gene Ontology annotation, molecular function: hydrolase activity, hydrolyzing O-glycosyl compounds.